Drosophila innubila is the source of this 2291-nucleotide messenger RNA. It is a transcript of the gene VhaSFD, whose product is annotated as V-type proton ATPase subunit H. Lineage: Eukaryota; Metazoa; Arthropoda; Insecta; Diptera; Drosophilidae. Bases 162 to 1799 code for a protein of 545 amino acids. Gene Ontology annotation, cellular component: vacuolar proton-transporting V-type ATPase, V1 domain; lysosomal membrane. The record is from RefSeq and is a predicted model, not a curated record. Gene Ontology annotation, molecular function: proton-transporting ATPase activity, rotational mechanism. Gene Ontology annotation, biological process: proton transmembrane transport. The transcript has 7 exons.
AGUCACAAGACCAGUCAGCUGAAUUUCGGUGCUGUCGCAUUAGUGUGAAAAGACACUCGUAAUUUGUAAUAUAUUUUCUUUCCCUCUAGAAUAUAUUGCUUGAUAUUUGUGUGCACAUAAAACUGCUUUGCCACACGACACAUCAAUAAACAGCCAUCAAAAUGACAACCGCACUGUAUCUGCCCGAGGAAAACAUUGAUAUGAUUGCUGCCACUUCGGUGUUGCAGCAACAAGCGGCCGAUAUUCGCACCCGGACCAUCAACUGGGCAUCCUACAUGCAAUCGCAGAUGAUCAGUCAGGAGGAUUAUCAGUCCAUUAGUGCUUUGGAUAAAUCACGUGCCGCUUAUCUGACACAGAACUCCACACAGGUGGUGAAGACAUUGCUGAAUCUGGUGUCGCAUCUGUCCAAGGACUCGACCAUUCAGUAUAUACUUGUCCUGGUCGAUGAUUUACUGCAAGAGGAUCGCUCACGUGUUGAUCUCUUCCACGAAACCUCCGGCAAGCUGAAGCAAUGCGUCUGGGGUCCAUUCCUCAACCUGCUGAAUCGUCAGGAUGGCUUCAUUGUCAACAUGUCGUCACGUAUAUUGGCCAAGUUUGCCUGCUGGGGUCACGAGACCAUGCCCAAGGCGGACCUUAACUUCUACUUGCAGUUCCUCAAGGAUCAGUUGGCCACCAAUAGCACUUCCUAUUUGCAAGAGAUGGCCGCGAUGGCCAAGCGGGCACAAACGAUCAUUGUGCACACGCCUAUGCAACAAGGUAAAGAUCAUCAUGGCAAAGAUAAUCACCACCAGUACAGUCCAAGUGUGGCACAGCAGUUGCAGCAACAACACGAUCGGGCCAAUGAAAGUUACCGUGACGUUGGCUCAUACUCCUUCGAUCAGCAAAAGGAUGGCAAAUAUGUUAUACCGAACAACGAGUAUAUCCAAUCGGUGGCACGUUGCCUGCAGAUGAUGUUGCGCGUGGAUGAUUAUCGUUUUGCGUUUGUGAGCGUUGAUGGCAUCAGCACAUUGAUUCGCAUCCUUUCGACACGUGUCAACUUCCAGGUGCAAUAUCAAUUGAUCUUCUGCCUGUGGGUGCUCACCUUUAAUCCAUUGCUGGCCGCCAAGAUGAACAAGUUCAGUGUUAUACCCAUUUUGGCCGAUAUCUUGAGCGAUUGUGCCAAAGAGAAGGUCACACGCAUCAUUCUGGCCGUUUUCCGUAAUCUGAUUGAGAAACCCGAGGAUACAUCGGUGGCCAAGGAUCAUUGCAUUGCGAUGGUCCAGUGCAAGGUGUUGAAGCAAUUGUCCAUUUUGGAACAGCGUCGCUUUGACGAUGAGGACAUCACCGCCGAUGUCGAGUAUCUUAGCGAGAAGCUGCAGAACUCCGUGCAGGAUCUCAGCUCCUUUGACGAAUAUGCAACUGAAGUGCGCAGCGGCCGCCUUGAAUGGUCGCCCGUGCACAAAUCCGCCAAAUUCUGGCGUGAGAAUGCUCAGCGUUUGAACGAGAAGAACUACGAGCUGCUGCGCAUUUUGGUUCAUUUGCUGGAAACCUCCACGGAUGCCAUCAUUCUGUCCGUCGCCUGUUUCGAUAUCGGAGAGUAUGUGCGUCAUUAUCCCCGCGGCAAGCACGUUCUCGAACAAUUGGGCGGCAAACAGAUUGUCAUGCAACAUUUGGGCCAUGAGGAUCCCAAUGUGCGCUAUGAGGCUCUUCUGGCCGUGCAAAAGCUGAUGGUACACAACUGGGAAUAUCUCGGCAAGCAGCUGGAGAAGGAGAACGAGAACCAAAAACAAGGCGCUGCACCGAUUUCUGGCAAGGCCUAAAGCCACUAAUACCGCACAGCUACCAUGUACAAUCGUUAGCCAAGGUCGCCAGACGCCUAAAACUUAACUAACAAUAAACAGUUGGGGACGUGUGUUCGUUAGUUCGUCUCUGCCUGCGUCUCCCACGCCCAUUAUUAACAUUAUCGUUUUAUUCUUCUUGUUACCAUUUAAGCGCUUAUGUUUUUUCCUAAUGUUUAAACUAAGUUCCGUAGAAAAAGAGAGAGAGUUGAAAGGUCGUCGAAAAUUAUUAGAUUGUUGCUCUUGGUUGGCAUUCCGAACCAGUUGCGUAAAAAAGAUACAUUAAGAAUCAUAGAGAUUGUUAAAAGAGAGAGCGAUUGAAAGUUUAUUAGCAAAAUGAAAAAAAAAGAAUACAUAAACAAUUCUAUAUUCUUGUCGCAUGUUUUUGUUGUUAUUAUUGUUUAUAUAUGUGCUAGGCGCAGCUGUACAAAGUUUGUCUCACGAUUUUUACAAGUCAAUAGAAAAUUUGUAUUA